AUGGAUAAGUUAAAUUGUACCCUGACUGCUGUUAAGAACCUGCGCUCUAAUGUACGACAGUGCUUUGAACACUUGGCCGAUGGCACCGAUGGGGAGGGAGUGGAAGAAAGCCGAAACAAGUUUGUCCACGAUUUUCAGGAGAAAUUCGGAGCCAUAAAUUCACAAUUGCGUGAAGUGGAGCAGUUGAUCAAUGGGUUGCAAGUGCCGCCCACGGCCUACUCCCUGGGAAAUACGGCGUACCUGGCCCAGGAGACAUCCCAGGACCGGCAGGCUCUGUAUCCACAGCUGGUGAAUAGCUACAAGUGGAUCGACAAGGUGCACGAUCACAGCUUCCUGGCCUUCAACAAUCUCAACCAGAACACGCUGCGGAGGUCGUACAACUACUGCUCUCAAAAGCGCCCGCGCCUGCCGUUCUCUUCGUUCAACAAUGAUCCGGACCAUAUAGACAAACUGCUGAGCGAAAUCAACACCCCGCCGCACACCUCAUACAGAGUAUUCCGUCCGUUUGGGUCCAACGCCGUAGCGAUCGUAACCAUCAGCAAUGUACUGAAGGCGGCCAUCGUGUUUAAGGGCGUGCUCAUUGAGUGGGUGACGGUGAAGGGCUACGACGAGCCGCUCGAGCAGGAUGACCUGUGGGCGGAGUCGCGCUACGAGGUAUUCCGCAAAGUCCAGGAGCACGCCCACUCUGCCAUGCUGCACUUUUUCUCCCCUACGCUACCCGACCUGGCGGUGAAGAGCUAUGUGACCUGGCUAAAUAGCCACAUUAAGCUCUUCCUCGAACCCUGCAAACGCUGCAGCAAGUACAUAGCCAACGGCCUGCCGCCCACGUGGCGGGAUCUGCGCACUCUGGAGCCCUUCCAUGAAGAGUGUCGCAACUGCUGAAGAUUCAGAUUAAAUAUAUAUCUUUAUAAGCAUAA
This is a messenger RNA of Drosophila persimilis, 917 nucleotides long. It is a transcript of the gene MED27, whose product is annotated as mediator of RNA polymerase II transcription subunit 27. The transcript has 3 exons. Gene Ontology annotation, biological process: regulation of transcription by RNA polymerase II. Gene Ontology annotation, cellular component: mediator complex. NCBI's taxonomy places the organism in Eukaryota, Metazoa, Arthropoda, Insecta, Diptera, Drosophilidae. Bases 1 to 882 code for a protein of 293 amino acids. Gene Ontology annotation, molecular function: transcription coactivator activity. The record is from RefSeq and is a predicted model, not a curated record.